AUGGGUUCCGUCGUCCUCCCGCAUCUCAACACCGGCUGGCACGUCGACCAGGCCAUCCUGUCCGAAGAGGACCGCCUGGUCGUCAUCCGCUUCGGUCGCGACUGGGACCCAGACUGCAUGCGCCAGGACGAAGUCCUCUACAAGAUCGCCGACAAGGUCCGCAACUACGCCGUCGUUUACCUCUGCGACAUCGACCAGGUUCCCGACUUCAACCAGAUGUACGAACUCUACGAUCCUUGUUCUCUCAUGUUCUUCUUCCGCAACAAGCACAUGAUGAUCGAUCUGGGUACUGGUGACAACAACAAAAUCAAGUGGGUGUUGGAGGAUAAGCAGGAGCUUAUCGAUAUCUUCGAGACCGUCUAUAGGGGAGCAAAGAAGGGACGUGGUCUCGUCGUGAGCCCGAAGGAUUACUCUACCCGACAUCGUUACUAG
This is a messenger RNA of Ilyonectria robusta, 432 nucleotides long. RefSeq names its product mitosis protein DIM1-domain-containing protein. Bases 1 to 432 code for a protein of 143 amino acids. The transcript has a single exon. Lineage: Eukaryota; Fungi; Ascomycota; Sordariomycetes; Hypocreales; Nectriaceae. Gene Ontology annotation, cellular component: spliceosomal complex; U5 snRNP; U4/U6 x U5 tri-snRNP complex. The record is from RefSeq and is a predicted model, not a curated record. Gene Ontology annotation, biological process: mRNA splicing, via spliceosome.